GAGCGCACAGUUGGUGGUAGGUGCGGUAGUGCGGCGUCUGAUGUGUGCAUAAAGACAACACUCAGCAGCAGGACGAACACGCUCGGAAGACACCGACAUGCACACAAAAUGCUGCGUCCACGAGCUGUGACCAGCCGCUGGAUGUGAAGAAAAUAACCAAACACCGGGGGGAAAUAACCUUUGAAGCGCGGGCGCGCGCUGGCAGCGUUCUUGCCGCAGAUUCCAGUAGUCAUAGAUCCUGCUGAUGCGCUUUCGCUGUGCAUGAAUCCCUCUGUUUGGUUUGCACGUUCAGUACAAGACCGAGCGGCAUUGACGACUCUGUGGAGCCUGUGAGUGCACCUUAUCCGCCUCUCUGUACACCUACACCCCACCCCCCGCUACGCUCCGUGGCACCUGCUUCAGGAUGGCCUUAACGAUCUGCACGCGAUUCACCGACGAAUAUCAGCUGUUCGAGGAGCUGGGGAAGGGAGCAUUCUCUGUGGUCAGGAGGUGCGUGAAGAUUUCAUCUGGACAGGAGUAUGCUGCUAAGAUCAUCAACACCAAGAAGCUUUCUGCCAGAGAUCAUCAAAAGCUGGAGAGAGAGGCAAGGAUUUGUCGUUUACUAAAGCACCCGAACAUCGUAAGACUCCAUGACAGCAUAUCAGAAGAGGGUUUCCACUAUCUGGUGUUUGAUCUGGUGACAGGCGGAGAGCUGUUUGAGGACAUCGUAGCCAGGGAGUACUACAGUGAAGCUGAUGCCAGCCACUGCAUACAGCAGAUCCUGGAGAGUGUCCAUCACUGCCAUGUUAAUGGGAUUGUUCACAGGGAUUUGAAGCCUGAGAACCUUCUGUUGGCCAGUAAGCUGAAGGGGGCGGCGGUCAAGUUGGCUGACUUUGGGCUGGCUAUCGAGGUACAGGGGGACCAACAGGCAUGGUUUGGUUUUGCCGGCACCCCUGGGUACUUAUCCCCAGAGGUCCUGAGGAAAGACCCUUAUGGGAAACCAGUUGAUAUGUGGGCCUGUGGUGUGAUUUUGUACAUCCUGCUUGUGGGCUACCCUCCUUUUUGGGAUGAAGAUCAACAUCGCCUCUACCAACAAAUCAAGGCAGGGGCCUAUGAUUUUCCAUCCCCAGAGUGGGACACUGUAACUCCCGAGGCCAAAGAUCUCAUUAACAAGAUGCUAACUAUCAACCCCAGUAAGCGCAUCACCGCUGCAGAGGCCCUCAAACACCCCUGGAUCUGCCAACGGUCCACUGUAGCCUCCAUGAUGCACAGGCAGGAGACUGUGGAGUGCCUGAAGAAAUUUAAUGCAAGGAGGAAACUCAAGGGAGCAAUAUUGACCACUUUGCUGGUCACAAGAAACUUCUCAGCAGCCAAAAGUUUGCUCAACAAAAAAACAGACGGUGUUAAGGUCAACAACAAAGCCAACACAGUGACCAGUCCUAAAGACACUGGCCCUGCCUCUGCACUGGAGCCACAGACAACUGUGAUCCACAACCCUGUAGAUGGAAAUAAGGAAUCCAUUGAAAGUGCCAACACCACCAUUGAGGAUGAAGAUGUAAAAGCCCUCCGUUUGGGCAGCUUAGUGAGCGGGGUCUUGAGUUCAAAGAGUCGCUCCUCACAGAUGUCUGACUCGGGACAGACUCCCACCUCCUCAGUUCAGACCUGCACCAAUAACAAUAAAGCUCGUAAACAGGAAAUUAUAAAAGUUACUGAACAGCUGAUUGAGUCUAUAAAUAAUGGAGACUUUGAAGCCUAUGCGAAGAUUUGUGAUCCUGGUUUGACGUCCUUUGAGCCUGAGGCCCUGGGUAAUCUGGUGGAAGGACAUGACUUCCAUCGCUUCUACUUUGAGAAUGCGCUGUCUAAAGGAAAUAAGCCUGUGCACACUAUCCUCCUGAACCCACACGUGCAUCUCAUUGGGGAAAACGCUGCAUGCAUUGCUUAUAUCCGGCUGACCCAGUACAUGGACGGGAGUGGCAUGCCGCGUACCAUGCAGUCCGAGGAGACCCGUGUGUGGCAACGUCGUGAUGGAAAGUGGCAGAACAUUCACUUCCAUCGCUCAGGCUCACCCAGCAUCCCCUCUCAUUAAUGGAAUAUCAGUGUGUGAAAAAAAUCUAGUGGAGCAGUCAACUAGCCAAUCCUCCUGACAGCUCUUUAGACCUUUGACCCUUCCAUAAGGACGUGACGUCGCACAGGAUACAAGCAUUAUUACAUUUUACUGUUAUGGUAUUUUCUGAACAGACAAUAUCCAAACCCACCACUGGGUGGCAGCACACUGUAUUUGGACAUUAUGAAACAAACAUAUUGAGAACAUUUUGUUUUUCCUUUUUGGUUUGUUUUUUAAACGUUUUUGGUAUGCAUUUUAAAUAUAAAACGAGAUGUUUAAAAUUUCCUCUACUGUAACCUCUCCUGAAGAUUAGUUCUGUAUUUUUACGUGUAUUUCUGUGUGUGCAACUCGACAACCAUUUGGGAGAUCAGAAUGUUCAAAAAUUGAGCUUGCUUUAGUUCUGGUGAUGUAUAUACAACGUGAUUGUUGAUGAAAAGAAAACAAACAAAAACAAACACUGAAUCUGCUAUUCUUGCUAUCAGAAGACUUGAGAAUUUCUGUAAAAUCAAGUUUAUGAGCUACAUUUCUGUUUGCUAUGAGCUGUCAUACUGUUUAAAUUGUCAGAUUUCAAUCUAUAGUACUAAUUUAAAUGUAAAGAAAAGCAGAGUAGCUUACACUUUGCAUUGAGAUAUGUUUGCCUUUAUAUCAGUGAAAUAAGAAAUAAGAGAAUGUAGCAUAUAUGUAACAUAUGAAAAUCCAAGAUUUAUUGUGUAGUGCAUGGUGGGGGAGAGGAGUGUUACCAUGAGUAAGACCAUAUGAAACUAAAAAUAUCUGCUGUUUAAUUUGUCAGUCACUGACUUGUUUGCAUUUGUUAUUGUUGUGCAUCAGUCCUGUCCCAAACUGUUUCUAAUGUCCUCCAGUGUCACAAAAGUGUUGUAAAAAAUAAUAAUAAUAAUAAAAAAACGUCUUAUCUAAGCCUCAUGUUGAACAGGAGGGAAAUAAAAUGUUGGCUGCCGAAGUACCCCUUACAUUUUGUAUUAGAAAAUUAACAGAAAGGAACACAAGAUAAUUUUUCACAGUUUGUACUUGUAUCGUGUCGGCUUUCUGUUGUCAUUCUACUGUCAUACCUGCCUGUUGCUUUGCCAGCUGCAGAGAGAGGAUUCAUGUGAUAAAGACAAAGAAAAGGCCCUGGCAUCUAACUUCAGUCACAUCAAGUGACAACCAGAUGACACUGGAGGGAAAAUGUGGGGAGAAUAGUUGGACAGCCUUGGAAGCUGGGAUGUCUUCUAUGUUGAGCAGUGCUUCUGCUGGCUAUAUGUGUCACCAUGGCAGAACAAUGACAGUGUCUUUGUUGCCCACAUUGUUUGCUAUCUCCAACUGGUUUCUUUUCUUUUUCAAAAGGGAAAAGAUGAGUGUUUCAUUUGACAAAAAGUAUGAUGUCAGUGCAUUGCACUACUCCUUACAUGGUGUGUACCUGUUGCCAGCAUGGCAAUGGAUGGCUUAACAUGUUUAAGAAAUAAAUAUAUCAGCUAAAAAGUGUGAUGAAAAGUGGGUUUUAACUCAUGUCUGUGUGGCUGGUUGAUUGGCUUUUCUGCUGUAGAGCUACUGUUGUGUAUGACCUUAGUGUGGAAAAUGCGUGUGUUCUUUGAUUUAGAUCUAUGUAUUCCCUUGAAUUUUAAAUAUACAGGUGUUGAGAAUGAGAACAGCUGUGUAUCUGUUAAAACUGAGUUUAACUUGAUAUUCUUUAUUUAUCUCAAGAUAUGGUAAUCAAGCAACAUUGCCAGUCAAAAGUUGAUUUACACUCCUCAUUGGCAUAGAUGUCAUUGAUUUGGGCUUUUAAAUGUUGCAUUUAAACCAUUCUGAUCUUCCAAAUUAAAUUAAGCUCUUCCUUUUUAAAGGCGUCAUUGUCUCAAACAACAAUGAAUUUUGUAAAGAAGAAUUUUGCUCACAAUAUUUAAUGUGUGGCUUUUCUCUAAUUAACAAAGUGUCAAAUCUAUAGAUGCAGGCUCAAUUGUAUAUACAUGAACCUUUGUUAAUAUUUGGUUAGUUAAUAAGCUUUGUCCUAUCCAGGUGAUUUUUGUAGUCAACAAGUUUCUGGAAGUUGGUUAGGGUGUUCAGCAACAACAUAGGAAUCACCAAGGAUUACUGGGGGAAUCCUUGGUUCACCCAAGGAUGAACCAAGGUCCAUCUUUUGGUUUACGCCCAUCGUAAGCCAAAAGAUGGAUGAAUGCCGGUGCUGGUGUUUAUAAUGAAGUCAUGUUAAUAUCACCAUAGAUUUGUGAGAGCUAAGAAAGAAUUCCUUUCUUCAAAAUAAACACAUGCAAAUUUUCAGCAGGAGAAAAGUGUUAUGAUCAGGGAAUACAAUAAUAGAGCGAUUUGGUUGUGAGAGGAUUGUGGGUUUUAAAACUGAAUGACACUUUACUGUCAUGCAUGGUGGCAGCAUCAUGAAUUCAAUUCAUAUUCAUUUUGAAUCAAAAACUGGGUGCUCCAAUUACAGAAUCUUUCCCAAAGCCCUGACCUCAACUCUAUUCAACUCUGGUGGUCUAGGCUUAUAAUGCAGGCCCAUCCUAUAAAAGCCAUCUAUUUAAAUCAGAAAAAGGCUGGUGCACAGCCAGAAUUAUGUUAAAGCCUAAUUACAAAAAACAUGUGGUCAUGGGGCUGCUUGUGUAGAGACAUUUACCCAAAUAUUAACUUACUUGAGCCUGUAUCUGUAAUUUUUGCCUCUUUGUGAAUCAGAGAAAGUCAACAAAUUCGGACUAGUGCACCUGAUUGUUUUUAAAAUCUAUUAAAGGUGUACUCUGUGUAAUCAUUCCCCCUUUAAAAAGAACAGGUAAAAUUAUUUGAUUUGGGAGAUCUGAAUGUUUACAUAGUUGAGCUUGCUUUCAGAUAAGUGUCUGUAAACUCCAGAUUGGUACGGUAAUGUAACCAUUAUUAUGAGAAAACCGGCUUUAGUUUGAAAUAUUGUCAUGAUAAUAAAUUUUUUUCCCAAACUGCCA
This is a messenger RNA of Xiphophorus couchianus (Monterrey platyfish), 5019 nucleotides long. It is a transcript of the gene camk2d2, whose product is annotated as calcium/calmodulin-dependent protein kinase (CaM kinase) II delta 2. Gene Ontology annotation, molecular function: calmodulin binding; ATP binding; calcium/calmodulin-dependent protein kinase activity. NCBI's taxonomy places the organism in Eukaryota, Metazoa, Chordata, Actinopteri, Cyprinodontiformes, Poeciliidae. Bases 404 to 2065 code for a protein of 553 amino acids. Gene Ontology annotation, biological process: protein phosphorylation. The transcript is spliced from 22 exons. The record is from RefSeq and is a predicted model, not a curated record.